AUGUUUCUUCAGCGGUUUUACCAGAGAAUAGUUAGAAUUAGUUUACUGCUUUUAAGUUAGCUGCUAUAAUAGAAGUUGGGUUUUGAUUAAGAUAAGUACUCAAAAUUUCAAGUGAAACAUCAUAGAAAUCAAGUUUAUAAUAGCACAAGGCAAUAUAUACAUUAAUUGCAGCAAAUUCCUUAUUUUCAAGCAAUAAUUUUUUAUAAAUAUCAAUAGCUUCAUCAUGAUGUGAGCGCAAAAAAUGAAUAGCAGCCAAACAUAAUUAAUCUUAGGUACUAUCUGAUAAUUUGUGAUUGUAUUCCAUUAAGCUUGCUUCAUCAUUCUUUUUAUGAGCAAUAUGGAAAAGGAUUCUGUUUUAUAAUUCACAUUCAGGUCCUUUCAAAGCCUAAAGUGCUUACUUCUCUUUUUGCUUCAUCAUAACUGCAAAGAGCAUAAAGACAGCAUGAUUUAUACAAGUGCAAAUCUUUCUUGUAGUCGCUUUUUUUCAUCAUAUCGUCAUAGAUUAAAAUUGCUUUCCUAUUUAGAUAGUUUAAUGAUAUAUUUGUUAGUAUUUUUAUUCAAAGACGAUUUUAUCAGCAUAAUGUUUUAUAAAUUUUAAUUAAAUAGUCGCUUACUUAUAGUCACCAUUAUGGAAACUGCAAUAAGCAUGCCAUAAAGAAGUUUCAUCCUUUACAUCUAGAAAAACAAUCUCAUCUAAUUGAUACCUUCUUUCAUAUUCUAAAUGAACUAUUGCACCAACCCAAUCUCUGCUUUUUAUGUAAUCUUCUAAGAGAGGAAUCUUAUUCUCGACCUAUUUAUUUAUUUUUGAAAAAAAACUUUUGUUUCAUAUUUUAUUUUUUUAUUUUGAAAAUAUCUUCUUUGAUAUUUUGA
This is a messenger RNA of Tetrahymena thermophila SB210, 870 nucleotides long. RefSeq lists its product as hypothetical. The record is from RefSeq and is a predicted model, not a curated record. The transcript is spliced from 3 exons. NCBI's taxonomy places the organism in Eukaryota, Ciliophora, Oligohymenophorea, Hymenostomatida, Tetrahymenidae.